Messenger RNA from Mya arenaria, 8275 nucleotides. RefSeq lists its product as uncharacterized. Bases 91 to 2082 code for a protein of 663 amino acids. The record is from RefSeq and is a predicted model, not a curated record. The transcript is spliced from 10 exons. Gene Ontology annotation, cellular component: nucleus. Lineage: Eukaryota; Metazoa; Mollusca; Bivalvia; Myida; Myidae.
ACGCCGGCUACCUUCCUUAUGUUUUAAAAAAAAAGUAUUUUGGAUUAUAUUAUUAUAACAUCAACCUAAAGGUAUAGGUCACCAUAGAUUAUGGUUGAUGCGACACUUAAGUGUGGUUUCUGCCACACAGGAGAAGAGAAUGACACCUUGUGUGGAACCCUGCAUCGGGAUACUCUUAAGGGAAAUACGGUUUGCGCCCACCACAAGUGCAUGCAAUAUUCUGCUUUGCUUGUACAGUACAAGACAGAUGGGUUUGGAGGGUUCAAGAAAACAGAUGUUGUUAAAGAAAUUAAAAGAGGAAAGAAAUUGGCAUGCCACAUCUGUAAAGCAGACAAAAACAAGAAGCUGCAUAAGACUGGAGCCACAUCUGGAUGUGCCCUGGCCUCAUGCAAGAAGACGUUUCACUAUCUGUGUGUGUCAAUGAGCCCACAUACUGUUGCUAAGCGAUACAGAGUUGCUGCAGGAGACAAGGUUGUCAUUCUCUACAGAGUCUUCUGCAGUCAAAAGCAUGAACAGAUGUACAAAAAUCAGCUAAGUGCUGAGGAUAUAGUUGGUAAAAACCAGUCCAGUGAUGAAGAUGAGGGGGUCGGGGAUGAGAACCAUCAAUCUCCGAGCGAAGACUCUGAUGAUGACGAUGAACCCGUUGCCAAGAAACCCCGGGUCGGGACUAGACAGAGGGGCCUGAAGGGAGGGGAGGCGGAACAGGGAGGUACGGGGAUGGCCGGCCCAACUAUGACCAGCGAGGAGGUGAUAUCAGAAACCAAGGAACAAUACAGUGAACUUCUCACCAAACACAAGGCAUCACCAAGGAGAAGGCCCCCUAGUAGCAAUAAAGGUGAUGAGUCAUUUCAAACUGCCGCAACUAGCCGCCCAUCAAUAGAUGAAGAUGACCCGACAGAAGACUUCAGCACAAGUCCCGAUCCAGAAGCCUCCUCCUCGUCGGAUGUCGAGGAACCAGUUGCUUAUUCAAGCGAUGGGUAUAAAAUACUGAUUCCCAGCACGCUGACUGACCCAGAUACAAAGUCAGCCUACGAAAAGGCUGGCGUAUCAUCAUGUCUCAUCUGGCCAAUGAGCUAUAUCCAUUCCGGGCUGUCUGAUAAGCACAUGCCUUUUGUCAUGUUCAGUAUAGCCAGUAUUCUUAGUAAACAAGAAGAGGGCAUUGAAGACGUGUUUUUAGAUGUUAAUCCUUCAAUAUACGAGAACAUGGCUGACUUGUACAAAACCUGUGAAUCAAACAGCAACAUUGUUGAUCAAUUGAUAAACCUCUGUGACAAAGCUAAUCUUAUAUUUAAGUGUGAAGUGUGCCGCCUUAUUCGUCUUAAAAGUGACAAAUUCUUCCUGCUUCUCUCCCUGCCGAGGUCGUACCUCUCAAGCCACGAUGUAUGGAGUGCGGUAAAUGUGUAUAAAUGGAAAGAUUCUACAUUUGUCUCAAAGAGCCCAUUAAAGCAUUUGAAUCCAAGCCUUGAAAAGAAAGUCCUUCUCAAUUGGCUACUACCACAGCUGUACCAGAAAUCCUGCGAAAUUUCUGUGUACCCAACAGAGGCGACAUUUAGGGAUCCUAAGCCACAAAAACUGUAUAUAGUUGCAAAAGAAAUAGAAUUCAAACUCGAGACCAUCUCGCAGAGUUUUCUGAGUGAUGCCGUUGUCAAGGUCCUCAUUGUUCGAAAGGUGAACCGUAACCUGGUAAACUUCAAGGCUUAUCUGUCUGUGUUGCUUGACAAUUUCUUCACAGAGAACGCGGGUUAUGAGUGUGUGUGUGUGGUGGAGCUUCUGCCGGUUGAUGAUAUAGGAACCCUGGAGGACUUCUUGCCCAUGAGCUGCAGGAGGGUUGGCCAACACUCUGUGAAUGUGUAUACUGCCUUCCAUCCCAGGGAGAGGGCCAUCUCUUGCCUUGUAUGCCAUAAAAGCACCAUCUCUGCAGGAAAUAUGACAGCUCCAGUUUCCUACCCAGUGACCUGUAGACCCAGCCAGCCUAAGGUUAAACACAACAAAAAUGAGAAGGUCUCCAACCACACACUCACUCGGGAACACAGCAUUUACCUGGAUGUGGACGAAUCACCAAACUUUGAUGGUGCUUUCUAAUUUAAGUUAAACUGAUGAUGCGCUCUAGUUUGAGUUUAAAUUGAGGUGCUCCCCAGUUUCAGUAAAACAGAUGAUGCUCUCUAGUUUGAGUAAAACAGAUAAUGCUCUCUAAUUUGAGUAAAACAGAUGAUGCUCUCUAGUUUGAGUUCAAAUUGAGGUGCUCUCUAGUUUGAGUAAAACAGAUAAUGCUCUCUAGUUUGAGUAAAACCGAUAAUGCUCUCUAGUUUAAGUAAAACAGAUGAUGCUCUCUAGUUUGAGUAAAACAGAUAAUGCUCUCUAGUUUGAGUAAAACAGAUGAUGCUCUCUAGUUUGAGUUCAAAUUGAGGUGCUCUCUAGUUUUAGUUAAACUGAUGAAGCUAUCUAGUUUGGGUUCAACUUGUCCUCUAGUUUUAUUUAAACUUGUGGUGCUCUCUAGUUUGAGUUAAACUGAUGCUGCUCCCUAGUUUGGGUUGGACUUGUGGACUCAGGUUUGAGUGCAAAUUUAGGUGCUCUCUAGAUUGGGUUAAACUGGAGGUGCUCUCUACUUUUAGUUAAACUGGAGGUGCUCUCUAGUUUGAGUUUCACUGAUAAUGCUCUCUAGUUUGAUUUAAAAAUAUAUGUUCCUCUAAUGUUUAAGGCACACUAUAUUGGUUUUCAGUGGAUUACAAGAGAAGUUCUACCAACCACUACCAAGUCAUACCAUAUUUAGAGAAGUUAUGCCAUGAAUAUGUUAUGAAGUAAAAAUAAGGAUAAUAUAUUUGGACUACAGUAACGUUGAAAAAGUUGAGAAAAUGUUAUGUAAAAACAGCCCUAAAGAAGGGAAAAAUCUGAAAAGUUUCCAAGGGUUAAAAUGGUUUAUAUAUUGUAAAACUUAACAACUUUGUUUUUAUAUCAUCCCCUUUGUUUUUAUAUCAUCCCUUCUAUCUCAUCAUAUGUAGGGCCACACAUAGCAUCUUAACAAUAGAACAUAGAUGGAAAAACUUCUCCAAAUCUUGCGCAACUUGGUACUGGUACUGCUAAAGUGUUAGUAUGACUUUUCCUCUACCUAUAUAACAGCGUACAUGCCAUUAAUUUUCGUUGGCAUACCAAUGUGGAUUUCACUUGGAAAAGAAAGCCAAAAUGUCUGCGACAUUCAAGUUAGUUGAAUUGCAUAUUUUACAUCCAUGAUCAUCUUAAAUUUCACCAUAAACAUUUUUUUCUGUUCUAAACAGUUCAUCCUUUAAGCAAAAUGGGUUUUGUGGCUACUCUGUGUGUAGACCAGUUUUCCUAAAGGGGCUCUCUUAUUAAUAAGCAAAUAGCAACUUUGAGGGAACUGAAUUCAUUGACCAAAAGCAAGUUUGUAAAUUAUUGGCAACACUGAAGACUUGCACCAUGCAGGAAUUUUCUGUAAAUGUUUUAAUCUGGACUGCGUUAAUAAUGUAGUUGGGAUUUGUUCUGUUGAGUCUCUGAAUGUCAAAAUACAGUGCUAUUUAGCAUAAUUACUUGUUUGGUGUAGAAAUUGUUUAUUUAUUAAUGUUUACAAGUAACAAAUAGUUACUAUUUGUAUGACUGUACAUUUUUUUGUAUUACGUGUGUUCACCUAUUGUGAUGGCGAGAAUAUAUAUGAACAAUUUAUUUAUGUAUAUAAUUGUUGAAGGCAGCAUAAUCCUGGAAUGAAUAAUGCUGUAAAUUAUUGUUGGCCGCAAGUAAAAAUCAUGCUUACAAAAUUGUUCAUAACUUGUAUAAAUGUGUAGCAAUUAUCUUUGUGAAGAUUAUAUUUGUUCUCCUUUAGUAUUGAGAAGACUUGUCAGGAGCUGAGAACAAUAUUUGUUUUAUUGUUCCAAGUCACAAAGCUAGGGUUGCAUUCCUCUUGUGGUCUUUUUGUAUAACUUUUUCGGGAAGAGAACCAAUUGUAACUGCAUUUGAAUUGACACUGCCUAGAUAAAUAGUAAAGAACAUGCUGAUUUCUACUGUGGCAUUAUUUGCAUGAGGCAGUCAGCAUUUAAGAACCUUACAUGUAUAUAUUCAUCUAUUUUCGACAAUGGGCUGAUCGUUCAGAACUUUGUUAAAGUUAACAGCGUUAUUAAGGACAUGGUUGUUAACUUUUGAAUGUGAAAUAUUAUAUGUGUUCACACAUUAACUUAUAAACUAGUCCAGCUGAAACAAAUGUCUUAAAUCUUGCUUGAAGUACAGCAGAUUAUAAGUGUAUCGAUUAAACUUCCAGAGCAGUAACGAUUUGAAAGUUAACAAUAAUGACGUUAACCAUGUUGUUAACUGCAAAAAUGUUCUGUACAAUUGCCUCAAUGCCUCCUUAUGUGUAUAAUAUGUUCACUGCAAUGCUCAUUUUGUCAUGUAUGACAUGAGUUUACUGUAAAUAUAAUAAUAGAUACCUGUAUAAUUCAGAUAGACACUUGUAAUUUAUCAUUGAGGCCACAAUUGAUAAAAUGUUUAAUUGGCAUUUCACUACAUUUUGAGCUGUGGGUAGGUAGGGAAGUUUUUUACAUCCUAACCCCUAGUUCAGUCAUGAAAAAAUAUCCAAUACUUGUAGAUGCUUAAAAACUUAUUGGUUGCAGGUAUGUUUGAGAGUCAGUCUGAAAAUACCUAACGAAGUAUUUCUUUUAUCAAUUGUGGCACUAUUGCUAAUUGUUGAUUGAUCUAUACAGUUUGUAUUUUAAUCCAUAUUUUGUACAAUUUAUUGGGAAAGUUAAACUGUUGUCAGUUAAAUAAGUGGCAAAUGAAGAGAAAGGUACAUGUAUGUAUUGAUUUUGUGUAUGUCAGUACUAUUCAAUUGACAAAUUGAACCUGAGUUUGUAACAUGAAACUAUUUCCGGUGUUGUCUAUUGUUGUGGCAUAUAAUGUCAAAUGUGAAUGACAGGUUUAUAAAUACAUAUAAUGUCAAAUGUGAAUGACAGGUUUAUAAAUACAUAUAAUGUCAAAUGUGAAUGACAGGUUUAUGAAUACAUAUAAUGUCAAAUGUGAAUGACAGGUUUAUAAAUACAUAUAAUGUCAAAUGCGUAUGACAGGUUUAUGAAUACAUAUAAUGUCAAAUGCGUAUGUCAGGUUUAUAAAUAAAUAUAAUGUCAAAUGCAAAUGGUAGGUUUAUAAAUACAUAUUAUGUCAAAUGUGAAUACCAGGUAAUAGGUGUAUAAAUACAUAUAAUGUCAAAUGUGAAUGGUAGGUUUAUAUUGUCAAAUGGGAAUGACAGGUUUAUAAAUGCAUUUAAUAUGCAUAUGCGUACCAUGUCGAUAUCAAUCAUAAGUUUUGGUUUAUAAUAAGUUUUCAUACUACAUUUAUGUCGAUUGUUAUUGUUUUGUUUUGCUUUUUGUGGCAGCUGUAAUUUGAAAAGAAUUUUAUGUUGAUUCUUAUUGAGAACUAUAGUGUUUUGGUUGUUGACGCAAUUACAUGUAAUUCUCCCUGAGUUUAUAUUCAAAGCUUUUUUGUCAUCAUUUUCCAAAUAUGGCAUUUAAAAAGAAUGUUACAUGUGUGCUUAGUCAUAGACAUUGACCCCAUCAGUAUUUACCACCAGGUCCAUUUAGGGUGUCAGUUCCAGUAUGCUGUAAUUGCACCAACAUGCUAAAUACUGGCACUCAACAAUUGAAAUCAAACCUGUCGCUUGUGGUUUGUUUUCAAAAGGUUAAAUGAAUUGCAGCUAGCUGGUAUUGGGAAGCGAAGAAGCUUCUGUGAUUUCAUGCGUAAAAUUUUACUUUAACACCAGUUUAUCAGCGACAUCCCUUCAACAGUUUGUGGAGGAAAUACUGGGCUCUGUUACAUGUUUGGUAAAAAAAAAAAAAAGCGUAUCAUUUGUUGAUCGAAACAAAAAAAUCUUGCAUUCACUUUAUAAUAAUGUCUAAACUAUAAUAAUGUCUAAACUAUAAUAAUGUCUAAACAAUAAUAAUGUCUAAACUAUAAUAAUGUCUAAACUAUAAUAAUGUCUAAACUAUAUGUCUAAACUAUAAUAAUGUCUAAACAAUACUUGUGUUAGAAACCCUGUCAUAAUCUUUUCAUUACACAAGGCUGUCUUAAUUGACAUGACAUUGAAACCAUUCCAGAGAUUUUCUGGGCUCAUGGUAAGCCUGAACAAACAAAUUGACUUGGGAUCCAUUAUAUUGUUUGGUUCUACCAAGUUGGUAAUAAUUAUUGAGGGUGUUCAUAAUCAGAUUUAUGCAUUAUAUCAUUUUCAGAUAUCAUUUCACUUGGAACAAUUUGUUAUCGCCCACUUCAAAGUGGCCUUUGAACACCCAGCAGGACCAGUUUUGUAUUGUUGUUUUGUUAAGGAUAAUGUUUUUAAACAUCCUUUUAUGACUCGUUUUUAUUUGUAAAACUACCUGUACAUGACUUUUUAUUUAGAUAUUUUGUAAUUAUUCAUAUUACUGUUUUUAUGUGCACAUUUGUUCAGCUUCUAUGCACGUAGUUUUGUUGACUGUUCACACGUUGAUUACAUGUAUAUGAUGUAGGAUGCAUACACUUUUGUUGACUGUUCACACGUUGAUUACAUGUAUAUGAUGUAGGAUGCAUACACGUUUGCAUGUUAAUUACAAAAAGAGUGAGUUUUGUUAUGGACAACUAUUAGUUUAUACUGUAAUGUUGUAUUGAAAUAUGUAUAUUGAUAAAAAGAUGUAAGUGUAACGCGUAAAAAAUAUUUUUGUUAUGCCCCCUUUUGUUUUGCACAUGUCGGUCGGUCGGUCGGUCGGUCUGUCUGUCUGUCGGUCGGUCGGAAUACCAAAUGGUUUCCGAUCAAUAACUUGAGAACGCUUUGACCGAGGGACCUCAUACUUGGUAUGUGUAUUGGUCAUCACCAGCAGAUGAACCCUAUUGAUUUUGAGGUCAGUGGGUCAAAGGUCAAGGUCAGUGUGACCUUUACAUGAAAAACGUUUUCCGAUCAAUAACUUGAGAACGCUUUGACCCAGGAACCUCAUACUUGGUAGGUGUAUUGGUCAUGACCAGCAGAUGAACCCUAUUGAUUUUGAGGUCAGUGGGUCAAAGGUCAAGGUCAGUGUGACCUUAACAUGAAAAACGGUUUCCGAUCAAUAACUUGAGAACGCUUUGACCCAGGGACCUCAUACUAGGUAGGCUUAUUGGUCAUGACCAGCAGAUGAACCCUAUUGAUUUUGAGGUCAGUGGGUCAAAGGUCAAGGUCAGUGUGACUGUAAGCUGAAAAAAGGUUUUCUGAUUGUCCAUAUUUUAUUUAAGUGUCCAAAUCCUACUAACAAUUUGGCUCCCAAGGGGGCAUAAAUGUUUCACUAACAUCUCUUGUUAGUUUCAUGUAUCCUGACUUAUCUUUAAUUUUUACUCUGACUCUAAACAAUUUUAUUAUCUUCUGAAAUAUUUGUUUGAUAUUUUUCUUCAGAAAGUUAAAAAUUAAUUGUUUAAAUUGGCUUAUAACAAUACCAAUGAUGCUAAUACUGUAUAUGGUAUAAAUGUUCUUAAUGUUGGUAACACAAAAAUCUUUAGAAACAAUUUGCCUUAUAGAAAAAAAAAUCAUAAAAUAUCUGACCUUAGGUACCUACUUGAUGGCAUACCCUAUUUUUUUUUGCCAUGAACAGGAAACAAACUUAUUAUUUUUUACGCCUAUCUAGGCAGUGUACACAAAAACAUUUUUAGCACAUAGAACAAUUUGUCUCAGAUGGAUAUGUAUAUAGCAUAUGUUUUUCCACAUAGGAUAAAAAGUUCAUCUUCUACGCCUUCAUAAUGUUGUAGUAAGAAAAAAAUUGGGGGGGGGGGGAGAAUUAAUACAUAGUUUGAAUAUAAACAAGAAAUAGCAAAGCAAGACCCAACUAAUCUGAGUUGAUUAUUAUAACAACCUAAGCACACUUCCGUAUCUCAAGUGACGGUAUGUUGUUUCUAUUGUUGAAAAUGACUGCAAAAUAUACCCAUGCAGCUAAUCUGAUUUUUGAAAAAAGUCAUAAAACUUAUGAAUAAAUACCAAGACAAACAAUUUACAUUUAAUAAUUUCUUAAAUUAUCAAAAUACCCUACACAACUUAUACUAGUCAGUUAUCGUGUUCAUGCUUCUCUGAAUACAUAUAAUUUUGUCAAGAUCUGAUUUGUUUACUUAUAUUUUGUAAAGAAAUAUUAUUUAGAUUCAUAUGUCAAUUUUCAGAUUUGUUGUCACCCUAUAACAAUUUAAGCGAACAUUGGGCUCUGUCAUUGGUUAUAAACCAGAUUGGAUUUGCAUUGAUACCCAUUAGUUUGUGUUCAUGAUUGUUUUUCAAGCCAUAAAUAAAGAAUGAAAGUUG